Pistacia vera is the source of this 3486-nucleotide messenger RNA. RefSeq names its product BTB/POZ domain-containing protein At1g04390. The transcript has 9 exons. Gene Ontology annotation, molecular function: protein binding. The coding region runs from base 1 to 2925 and encodes 974 amino acids. NCBI's taxonomy places the organism in Eukaryota, Viridiplantae, Streptophyta, Magnoliopsida, Sapindales, Anacardiaceae. The record is from RefSeq and is a predicted model, not a curated record.
AUGGCGGAGGAGAGAACAACAGAGGCAUUGUGGACACCUCUUCACUCUCCAUCCCGUCUCUUCCAUGCUCUUAGUCUCGGAACCAGGUCGCUUUCUGAUUCAGUUGCUCAUAUAGUUGAGGCUUUGGUGUGGAUUCUACAGUAUAAAAGUGGAGCUGUAUUGAGUAUGGCAGCAAAUGUAGUUGUGAAGCUUUUGACCGUUAUUCCCUCUUCUAUAUUACAACAGUAUAUAUUGGAUCUUGGUGAUCCUUUGUUGUCCUUGUUGUCUUCCAAUCAAUUAGAAGUUGCUAUUUCUUGUGCUACAGCUAUGAACAUGUUUCUCUCUAAUCUGAUUGUAAAGAAGGAAAAACAAGUUUGGGAAAUGCUAAAAGAAAGAAAUACUGUUGCCUGUAUUGUUACUGAGAUUCGAAAGUUUUCUUAUGAGAUUAUGCCAAUUGAUUAUUUCCAAGGGAUUGCUUCUCUUUUGAGUACCAUAAUGUGGCGAUGGCCCCAGUCUCGGUAUGCUGUUUGGAAUGAUACUGUAUUGAUGAAAGUUUUAGACACUCUACUUGUAAAGCCUGACCUCUCGGUUAAAGUUGCAGUUGUGAAGUUGUAUUCUUCAUUAGGUUUAUGUGGUAAUGCUGCCAAGAAGCUUCUAGACAAUGGAGAAGCCCUUCUACAAACAAUGGUUCUCUGCAUGGAUAGCUCAUGUCCUCUUGCUGUCCGGGCAGAGGGAUUCAGACUAGCCCAAUGUUUAGCGACAAAUGAGCAAAGUUUCUUAAGAAUGACAAGCUUGUGUUGUGAGCCUCUUGUUAAAGCUAUUGUUUGUGGGAUGAAUAGAUGGAGCUUUGGCUUUGGGAAGAUUUUAAGUGACAAGAUGUCUUUGCUAGUCGAGGCAUGUCAUUUGGGUCUGGUUACUCGUUGGGCAGGGAAGCAUCACAUUUAUUUUUGGAACCAUGGGAUUGAAAAGGUUCUCCUUGAUCUUAUUCUGGAAGAUUUUCACGGUCGACAAUUACAACAUUUCUCAUCACUAGAAGAACAGAUAACGAUGGCGCAAGAGGGUCUUAAUAAAAAUUUUCUUCAUGUUUUGAGGCCUUACAUCUGGAAUAUUCUUGGAUGGCUUGCAACAUACUGUGAGGAAGACUUCACUCCUAAUGCGAACGGAAAUGAACUUCACAUCAAAGUCCUUAUUAUAUGUGCAUGCUUGGAAUUUGUCAAUUCAAUUAGCAUGGGGCAUCAAAUCUGCGAAAUUGAUGCCAUGCAAACCCCCAGAAGUGAAUCAGCAUCAUGGGCAGUUCUCAUGAUGGUUUAUUCUCCCUGCAAGUACAUUUCGUCGAAUGCUAGAUUUAUAUUUUCGGAAAUUCUAUUGCCAAAUGGAAAGGACUACUUGAAAAACUUGCUGCAUUCCCUAAACUAUGUAUCAUCAGUAGACUGUAGUGGAUUGUCAUAUAUACAUCAAGCAGUCGUUGACUUGUUAGGGUUGACAUGUUACUUAGGCUUGCCAGAGUAUCAAAGGCAUGUUAUUGAAGGUAAAGGAAUGAAGAUAGCAUCGGCUUUUGUGAGGUGGUACUGGAGAAAUCAUAUGCAUAUUAAGAGGCAAAGGUUUAACCCUCAUUGGGAUAAUAAGUUUUUGAAGAGGACUUGUUGCUGGGUACAUGCUGAAGAAUGGGAAGGCGAUGAUGUCCUUUUGCUCUAUGGUUUAUGGGCACUAGCUGAGUUGGUACACCUUUCGGGUUGUUUAAAAGAUAAUAGAGACAUAUAUUGUGACGAGGUAAACAGUAAGGAAGUUCCUUUGGUUAGCAUACUCCAGGAGAUCUGCAAUGACGCUUCUAGUGAUGGACCAAAAUGGUUUGCUGCAUAUAUUCUUAGUCAAUUUGGAUUUUAUGGUUUUCCAAGUAAACUGGGGAAAAGGAUGGGGAAAGCACUAAAUGAGGACGAACAUGCAGAUAUUCAAUUCAUACUAACAGAUGGGGAGACUUUGAGUGUACACAGUGUUGUUCUUGUGGUACGAUGCCCAUCAUUGCUGCCUCCUGAAGUAUUGCCUUUUGAUGAGAAAGCAUUGACUAAUGCUUCAGUGACUGAUGAUGCUGAAAAGAUCCAUGAAAAGUUUCGGAAAGAAGUUCGUUUAUCUGCUCAUGUUGACAGCCAGGCGUUGCUGAGACUGUUAGAAUAUGUUUACUUUGGUUUUCUGGAAGCAAGAGAUGAACUUGUGAAUAAGUUGAAACCUCUGGCUAAAAGUUGUAAUUUGCAAUCUCUAUUGCGACUGUUGUAUAGAAAAAGUCCUACAUGGGGAACUCCUAUCCCCAGGUCUGAUCUUGCUGCUGCUCUUGGUCCAGUUGGGCAGCGUUGUUCGGACAUCAUCCUGGAAGCUAAAGCAACUGAACUAUCAAGCUGGACAUGCAGUGUUUGCUCUCUACCAGUGCCACACAUGCAUGUUCAUAAAGUUAUACUAUGGUCAAGCUGUGAUUAUCUCCGAGCAUUAUUUGAAUCAGGGAUGCAGGAGAGCCAUUCACAAACCAUAAAGGUCCCUAUUAGUUGGGAAGCUAUGAUUAAGCUAGUGGAAUGGCUCUAUACUGAUCAGCUACCAAGUCCUCCCAAAGGGUGUUUAUGGGACAAUAUUGAUUCUGAGGAAAAACUGUACCACCUGCUGCCAUAUAUAGAGCUUUGUUGGCUUGCUGAUUUCUGGCGAUUGGAAGGAAUUCAGGAUGUAUGCUAUAGAGUGAUUGUAUCUUGUCUGGAUUCUUCCCGAGAAUUGUCGAUUAAAAUUAUCCAAAUUGCUUCUAAAUUUUCUCUAUGGAAGUUGGCUGAAGUUGCAGCGGAGCUCAUGGCCCCUUUAUAUAAUAAACUACGAGACUCUGGUGAUCUUGAACAGCUGGAUGAAUUCUUAGUUGAUAUGGUUCGUACUGCUUCUGUUCGACAUUGUCAAGAGAUAAGCUUAGAAUCUUGAAAUGAGGGGUAAUCAGGAUUUAUUGCUGAACUAAACAUAAAACUUUGAUUGGUUAAAAAAAACAUCAACUUUCAGUAUGUGAAUAACAAUUACUGCAUCAAAAGGAAUGCGAUUGAUUAACCUAGAGAAUGAUAGCAAAACACAGUUUUGUACAGCAACAUAGUGAUCAUGGAAGACGGAUACUUUAGAAGAACAAACCUAACGUUCCCGGUUUAAAAUCUGUACAGUAACCAAUAUAUUUGAUUUAUGACAUUUUUUAUGUGCAGUUGAUUGUACUCUUAUUAUUGUUCUUGCAUUUCUGAAUCUUCAUUGUUGAGUGCUUGAGCUUUCUAAUUUAUCGAUUGAUGUCUUGUUGGAGGGCUUUUUUGGUUCGUUGAGUUCACAGCAUUGCUCGUGUGGAACGUUGGCUCUGGCUAUAGUGCAGCAUUAUUUUACAAGUUUUUAUGUUUUAAUUUACAGGUUUCUUGUCAUAAAUUUACAAUUUUUAUGUUGAUGCAUUGUUAUAAACAUGUAUUAUACCACUACUUGGAAAAACGUCACAUUGUUCCAAGAUAUGAUGCA